Messenger RNA from Venustampulla echinocandica, 2886 nucleotides. RefSeq lists its product as uncharacterized. The record is from RefSeq and is a predicted model, not a curated record. NCBI's taxonomy places the organism in Eukaryota, Fungi, Ascomycota, Leotiomycetes, Helotiales, Pleuroascaceae. Gene Ontology annotation, molecular function: protein binding. The transcript has 2 exons. The coding region runs from base 1 to 2886 and encodes 961 amino acids.
AUGGAUCCUCUUUCGGCUGUCUCCCUCGCUGGGAAUCUGAUUCAAUUUAUUCAGCUGGGUAUGCAAAUAGUUGGCAAUGCCAAGGAGAUCUACGUGAAUGGUUCGGUGGCUGCAAAUAUCGACCUUGAAGACCUCACGAAGGAUCUACGCACCUUGACGCUAAAGUUGAAACUUCCGCCACGAGGUUAUACGGCGAGCCAAACAGUAAACGAGCAAGCACUCAACAAAGCGUAUGACCAUUGUAUUGAAAUUAGUGAUGACUUGAUUACCCACCUCAAAAAUCUAAAUGGACCUGGGCAUCGCGGAAAGUGGAAGAGCUUUCGCCAGGCGCUCGAAACUUCCUGGACAAAGAAGGAUGUGGAACGUAUUGCGAGUCGCCUUUCUGCGUAUCGAGCUCAAAUGGAACUGCAUUUGCUGGUAUCUCUCAAAGAACAUCAGAGUAUCACCUCCUUGAAGCAAGCGAAUGAUUUCAAGGCCCUAGAAAGAGCUGUUCAAGAAGAGGUCUCUAGGUUCUUUAGGAUCCAGAUAGCAGAUGCAGAGGAUUGCAUUCUCGGCAGCCUACGGUAUCCUACGAUGAUGGAACGAUACGAGGAGAUCACUGAGGCGCAUCGGAAAACAUUCGAGUGGAUAUUUCGGAAUCCGGAUGGUGAAAAGCCCUGGUCGGAUUUUUCUAAGUGGCUGCAGUCUCAAAAUGGUAUCUACUGGAUCAACGGCAAAGCUGCAUCGGGAAAAUCAUGCCUAAUGAGAUAUGUUUUCGAUGAUGCGCGAACCAAAAAGUGCUUACAAGAGUGGUCAAAUCAUAAUGAAGUGACCUUGGCUGGGUUUUUCUUCUGGAACAGUGGUACGACUGAGCAGAGAUCUCACAAAGGUCUUCUGCGGUCUCUGUUAUAUCAGUUACUCGGCCAACAGCGAAAACUUAUACCCAUUCUUUUUCCAGACUUAUGGAAGAAGGUCUACUUGGAGCCCGCCCGAUACGCCACUUCUCCAGGAUGUUUUCGUCGGGGUGGCAAUUUAUUGGCAAAUGAGAGUUGGAGCCUAUCCAAGUUGUCCAAACUUUUCAAGUCACUGAUGGACCUUUCAUCUUCGACAAAAAUAUGUAUUUUCAUUGACGGCCUCGACGAGUAUGAUGGAGAUUGUGCAGAGAUGAUCAGACUAUUCAACGAGGUUGCGAAUUUGCCAAACGCAAAGAUCUGUAUAUCAAGUCGACCGUGGAUUAUAUUUGAAGACGCUUUUAGGGUAUCGCCCGGUCUUCGACUCCAAGACCUAACAUACGAUGAUAUGAAGCAAUUUAUCAGCGACACCUUGGAGUCACACCCAAAAUGGGUUCAACUGACCAAAGAAACCCCUGUACAGGCCGGAGGCCUUGUGGAAGAAAUUAUGUCGAAAGCUAAUGGCGUCUUCCUAUGGGUUAGACUUGUUGUUCGAUCUCUGACUGAUGGAAUGACGAACCAUGACGAUAUUUCGGAUUUACAAAAGAGGUUGCGCCUGCUCCCAGCCGACCUCGAGCGAUUAUAUAACCAUAUGCUAUCCCGCAUCGACCCUCCGUUUUACCUCGAACAAGCUUCGAAGAUAUUUCAACUGGUCCGAAUGGCCCGGGAGCUGGAAACACUUUCGAAGGUCAACGAAGAGUUCCGACCCAAGCCUCUGACAGUGCUACAACUUUCACUUGCCUACGAAGAGAGCAUUCAAGAUUGUACAAAAUGGGAUGGUCUCAUGAUAGAACCCCAACAACUAGUACGCAGAUCACAGAGUAUGGCAGAUCGCCUAAAGACCAGAUGUGCGGGGCUUCUAGAGCUCGGUGAGCCGGUCAAGGAGCCCUCCAUGAAAGGCUUCGGUUCUUGGGGUACAUUUCCAAUGAAAAGCGUUACAUACAUGCAUAGGACAGUUAGAGACUUCUUGGAACGAGAGGACAUUUGGCGAAUGAUCUUGGGCCAGACAUCGAGCAUGGACUUUUCCGCAGGAUCGAGGUUGCUCAGCUCGUCUGUAGUUUGGGCCAAGCUCCUAACCGAACUACCGCAGCUGGAGUUGCCGGAGUGGCAGCAGCAGAAAUUCAUGUCAAGCGACAGGUGGGCUAUCAUAUUACAUACUAUGCUGCAAGCUUAUUUGGAAGAUGUUCUGGCUAGAAACUCACACUCAACGGCACUCGAUCAACUCGAUCAAACUAUCACGCUUCGAAAUUGGAGCACUUCCAAUCCGGAUGUUCACUGGGGUAAGGACCUCCCAUUCAUUCAUCCCACAAUACCGGGUGAACUUGAGAGGGGAGAGAACUCGAUAAUUUCAAUUGCAAUUGAAUUUGGCUUGUACUCUUAUGCUCGCUGCAAGAUUCUAAGGGACCCGAAGAUCAUCAGCAAUAUAUCUGGAAGGCCACUUCUUCAUUACGCCGUAUGCCCCUUCCCGUUUGGAAUCGAGUAUAAGACUAGGACGAGAAUAGUUAAACUUCUCUUGGAGCAUGGUGCGGAUCCAAAUGAAAGUUAUCCAUUGGUUUUUGGGUAUAACGGCCACGAGAACUGGAGUCCAUGGCAGACUGCGUUAUAUUGGGCCUAUUACGGAGAAGGUCCUAAGCUUGCAGUAUGGCUCGAGUUGAUGACACUCUUUAUUCACCACGGUGCGGAUCCUAAUGCAAUCUGUGACCACAAUUAUACAGCUACGCAAAUCGUCAGCGAGCUCCUUAGGAGGGCAUUCCCCGAUAGAGUUGAGGCACUCGAACUCUACGUGAGCUGUCACGGUACUAGAGAAGACUCCUCAACGUCGGCCGAUGAUAUAUUUUCGCCGCUUCUAGGGUCCCCUCGACCUGCCAGUCAUAGCUCAAGGGCCUCGCCGGAGACUUCUGUGUCCUGGUUUUGGGAAUCUAUCAUAAAAUGGAUAACCUCCUGCCUUGGGAGAUGA